AUGGCCCAGGCUGCAUUCCGAACGACUUGCGCAGGAUGCGGGGCGCCGUACCGCGACCCACGGCUGCUGCCGUGCCUGCACACCGCUUGCGCAUCUUGCGCUGCCUCGGGCCCGUGUCCGGUCUGCACCGCCGCUCUCCCGCCAGGCGCUGCUGCUGGCGAUCUCCCGCGCAAUCUCCUGGUGGCCAAUGUCCUGACUCGUGCUGCCUUGGCGGCUGGCCCGGCCUCACCUACUCCGCCGCCCUGUGCCGUUUGCUGCCCGCCGCCGCCUCUGACCGGCCCUGAUCGAGCCAAGCCGCCGCUGGCUGCCCCGCCGCCGUCGGCUGCCGCCAGCUACGCCUGCUCGCAGUGCGCGUAUCUGCUCUGCGAGACCCACGCCCGUGCCCAUGCUGCCGCCGCCGCCACAGGCCGGCAUACCCUUGCCGUCCUCCACUCCGACGAUCUGCCUCCCGUCCACGCUCCGGCACUCUGCGGACGGCACCAGCCGAGCGACGCUGACAACGCGCCGCCGCUCCCGCGCUCCGCAGCCGGCCCGCUCCCGCUUGAGCUGUACUGCUACUCGUGCAGUGAGCUGGUGUGCUCGCUCUGCGUCGUCGGCGCCCACCGCGGCUGCGAUGUCCGCCCGGUCGAUGAGGCUGCCGGCGACACGGCGUCGGCCCUGGUCGGCCUCCGCGGCGAGCUGUUUGCCCUUGCUAACGCCUUUAGCGCGUGUGCAGACACAGCGACCGCGGCCCAGGACCGCCUCACCGCCUCGGCAGGCCAGGCUGUCACCGCCAUUGACCUUGCCUUUGACGCCGUCUUUGAGGCGCUCGUCGCCCGCAAGUCAGCGCUCAUCCGCGAGCUCGAGAGCCAGCGCGCUGCACGCGCCUCCACUCUUGCCGCCGCCCAUCACGACGCCAUGCAAAGCCACGCCCGGGCUGCGUCUGCGGCAGCCUUUCUCGGACUCGCCCUUGAGCAGGCUAAUCCGCCGGAGCUCCUUGCCCUUGCGCCAUCGAUGACCGCUCGUGCCGACACUCUGCUCGCCACUGAGGCCGCAGUCGACGUCGGCACAAGCGCCGACACGCAGUUCACUCUCGCCCUGGAUCCGACUCCGGCAGUCACGGCCAUCGCUUCGCUAGGUGCCCUUCUCCCGCCGACAAGUGCGCCACAGGCGGCCGCGCAGCUCGCCGCACACCCUCGAGAGCCCCACGAGCCGUCGUUCCGAUCGCCAAGCCACCGCGUCGCCCCAUCACCGGCAUCAUCGUCUGCGCCCCAUGCCCCACUCUCGCACGCUGGGCCCACCACGCUCGUUCCUGACGGCCAGUCACCGGGCCGCAGGCGCAUCGACGUUGUUCGCCCGCGCAAGGUGUGGGGCAAGUACGGCCGGGCACUCGGUCAGUUCCGUGCGCCUGCGGGCAUUGCUUGUGAUGCUGUGACCGGCAAUCUAGUCCUCGCCGACAAGGACAACAGCCGACUCGUAGUCCUUGAUCCUUACGGCGUGUUUCUCGGCACUGUUGACGGCGGCGGGGCGCUGCGUGCGCCGACCGGCGUCGCCCUCGAUCAAAGCCGCUAUUACGUCUCGGACUCUGGCUGCCACUGCGUGUGGGUUCUCUCGCGCGAGAGCGGCGACGUCGAGCACGUCUGGGGCUCGCCUGGCUCGGGCAACGGUGAGCUCGCGUCGCCGCAAGGCGUCCUGCUCUUGCCUGACGGCUCGGGCACGCUUGCCAUCGCCGACUCGGGCAACGCACGAAUCCAGCUGUUUGAUAGCUCGGGCCUCUUUUCCCACAAGAUCAGCGGCCUGGCCGUGAGCGGAACCGAGCUGCGGCGGCCGUUUGGCCUCGCCUGGCUCGGCGCCGGCGACGCCGAGGCCGCCUCGGGCGCUGCCACACCGGCGCUGCUUGUUAGCGAUCUGGCCGGUGGCCGCAUCCUCGCCUUUAACAUGGACGGCACCGCGCACGCUCUCCACGCCCAGCUUGCUGGUCUUGAUCUGGUCUCGCCGGCCGGCCUUGGCCUCCUCGGCCAGCGCUAUUUGCUUGUUGCCGACUACACCAGCCACUGCGUGGUGGCGUGCGAGCUGGCGUCCGGCAAGAGCGUGCGAUUCGGCGGCCACGGGACGGCACCGGGCCUCUUUGUCAAUCCCAUCGACCUGGUAGUCGGAGGGCGGCAUGCCGCUGCUGUCGUUGUUGUUGACCACAGCAAUGCGAGGCUGCAGGCGCUCGACCUACAUUCGGCGCUGCACUCGGUGCUCGGGUGAAUUUGGUGCAACCAAACCCAUUCUGUGAGCGGCACGACGUGGGCCCACUCCAAUACAACAUUCGCCGCACUUUCUCUCCCAAGUCUUGGGUCGUUCCAAAUUUAACAUUCAGAGACAGCACGGGCAUUCUUGGACACUCACAGGCCUCCCGCAUCACGCGGGGAGCAGUGCCAUGGAGAGCUCGUCGGCAACUCCCUUGACGAAGGACGAGAAUUGCGCUCCGUUCAUCGGAGGCGUCAGAGCAUAUCUUUUUUUUUUGUCGCCGCUACGCAUACCUCUGUCUCACCCGCCCCUCAUGCCGCUGCUGCUCUCCGCAGUUUGCAAUUGCAAAUUCAAUCCAUCUGGGUGGUCACCACGUGCUCGACGACUCUUCGAGCUUGGAGCUUGCAUCGCGGGCCACCUCUGCCUGCGGGGUGGCAAAGACAUCAUCAAGCUUGACCGGUUUUUUGGACUUGGACUUGGACUUGGCCUUGGCCUUGCUGCGGCGCUUGCGACGGGCACGUUUGUCACCGACGUCGACGCCGUAGUCGUCAAUGUGCUUGUACUCGCCGUCGACGAGCUUGUGGCCGACGCGCUGGUGAUGGUAGCCGUCGUCAUCGGGGCGGCCGACGAUGACGCCGUCAAAGUCGUCGGUUGCGCCUUCCUCGGACGACUUGAGCUCAACAGGCAUGGGCUUGUCGAGGUUGGCAAACCUUGUUCCGCCCUUCUUCAGAUCCUUGAUGAUGAGCGGGAGCGUCUUGGGCAUGCCCUCAUCGGCCACGCCGAGCGCGAGGUACCAGUCGAUGUCGUCGUGGACCGACUGCUCAAUGGCAUCGACCUCGAGGUCGUUGACGUCGUCGCCAAACGGAUCUUCGAGCUCGUUUCCGACCGAGUUGAUGCCAAACAGGACGAGGGCAACAAAACAGGCCGGAAUGGGCGAGUACCAGCCGUAGAACUUGACAAGCACAAACGGCAGGGUGUAGACAUACAGCGCCAGAAAGUACCACAGCAGCUG
Messenger RNA from Thecamonas trahens ATCC 50062, 3226 nucleotides. RefSeq names its product NHL repeat containing protein. Gene Ontology annotation, biological process: proteasome-mediated ubiquitin-dependent protein catabolic process; negative regulation of translation; protein polyubiquitination. The coding region runs from base 1 to 2232 and encodes 743 amino acids. The transcript has a single exon. The record is from RefSeq and is a predicted model, not a curated record. Gene Ontology annotation, molecular function: zinc ion binding; translation repressor activity; protein binding. Lineage: Eukaryota; Apusomonadida; Apusomonadidae.